This is a messenger RNA of Physeter macrocephalus (sperm whale), 2415 nucleotides long. It is a transcript of the gene FOXR1, whose product is annotated as forkhead box R1. The record is from RefSeq and is a predicted model, not a curated record. Gene Ontology annotation, biological process: regulation of DNA-templated transcription. Gene Ontology annotation, molecular function: DNA-binding transcription factor activity; sequence-specific double-stranded DNA binding. Gene Ontology annotation, cellular component: nucleus. The transcript has 5 exons. NCBI's taxonomy places the organism in Eukaryota, Metazoa, Chordata, Mammalia, Artiodactyla, Physeteridae. The coding region runs from base 1504 to 2367 and encodes 287 amino acids.
GUUGAACAUUAACAAUGUAAUGGGCAUCCUUUCUAAUUACUGAGCUCUCUAAUAAGUAUAUCAUCAUUUUCCAGACAAAAACCUAGAUUCAUCUGUAAUAUGAUGACACUCAUGGGGACAAUGAGGGGGACAAAAAUAAUUCCCCCUAACUGGACCAGAAGCCAGCUUCAUGUCGAGCAGCUAGCUCUAAUAUAUACCUGAUUUACUCUGAGCCCACCAUGUAUUCAUUCAUCCAGUUAAGUUGAGCUCCUCCCGUGUGCCAGGCAGUGAAGGAGACAGACCUGGAGAUAGACACUAAGCAGGUAAUUACAAUAAAAUGUGUGCUAUGGGAGUGUUUGGACAGGUAGUCAGAGAAGGCCUGCUUUAGAAAGAUGUUUAAACAGAGACCUGAUGGGUAAGUAGCAAUUAACCAGGCAAGCAGGAAGAGGGAAGAGUGUUUCCAGCAAAGGGAACAGCUUAUGGGAAGGCAGAGGAUCUAGAUGUGGUCUGUUGGAGAUGGGUGGAGAGCCUGGGAGGAAUGACUCAACGCUGAUGAGGAGCCAGGGCCCUGUAGACGAUCAGGAAUUUAGAAUUGGCCCAAAGGCAAUGGAAAGCCAUCGAAAGGUUUUACACUGAAGGGUGGCAUGAUUGGAUUAACAUUUUGGGAAGAUCACUCAAACUGGAAUACGGUAAGUUAAAGAAAAGAAGAUAAACAGACCUUUUAGGUUAUAGGCUUGGACUAGGAUGGUAGAACUUGGUGAUUGAUUGGGUGUGGCUGUACGGGAAAGAGGAGUCAAGGAUGAUUUCCACUCACGGACACAGAAAACAAACUUAUGGUUACCAAAGGGGAAUGGGGGGGGCGUGGGGGGGAUAAAUUAGGAGUUUGGGAUUAACAGAUACACACUACUGUACAUAAAAUAGAUAACCAACAAGGGCCUACUGUAGAGCACAGGUAACUAUGUUCAAUAUCUUGUAAUAACCUACAAUGGAAAAGAAUCUGAAAAAGAAUAUGUGUAUAUAUAUGCUUGUGUGUGUGUGUGUGUGUAUAAAACUGAAUCGCUUUGCUGUACACCUGAAACGAACACAUUGUAAGUCAACUAUACUUCAAUUAAAAAAUUGAGAAAAAAAAAAAAGAAUGAUUUCCAGGUAUCUAGCCUGGACAGCUGGUUAGAUGGUGCCGUAUGCUGAAACAAGGACUGCAAGAGCAAGAGCAGGAAAAUGGAGUUGAGUUUUAGAUGUUGUUCAAAUGCCUGGGGGUUAUCCCAUGGGCAGUUCUAGUUAAGGGCUAGCAGAGAAGUCUGGGCUAGAGAUAAAGAUUUGUAAGCCUUGAGUUUAUAGAUGGUGACUGACUAAAGUAACAGGUAUUAAUGAGAUGGUUUAGGGGCCAUAAUGUGGGGUGAGAAGAGAAGAAUGCAGAGGAGAAUGAAAAGGUCAGAGAGGUAAGGGGAAACCAGUAGAAUAUGGCAUCAUAACUUCCCAGGCAGGGCCCAUAGCCACCUCCCAGGGAAGCUUCAAGGGGCCAAAAUGAAAAUCCUAGGAUGUUUUGACUCUCUUCUUUUCUUUUUGCUAGUUGCCAGAUAUAAACUCCGAAUAGUUGAGCCACCAAAACUACCUCUGGAAAAAAAACCGAACCCUGAUAAAGAUGGUCCAGAUUUCGAGCCCAACCUGUGGAUGUGGGUAGACCCCAACAUCGUGUUCCCCCCUGGAGAGCUGGAGGUCCCAGAACCCAGUAAGGGGAAGAAUCUGACAAGCGUAGUCCCUUCCCCUCAGCCACCCCCAAAAGAAGACGACUUUGCCAAAUGCCCACAGGCCACAGUGGUGGAGUCGCCAUCACUUUCUGGAGACCAGUAUCCCCCUCGGAAGUGGUUUGCCUCUUCCCCCAGCAACUGGGAGCUCACAGAAGAGGAGGAGGCUGAGGACCAGGAUGACAGCUCCUCUGUGGCUCUCCCGUCCCCUCACAAAAGGGCCCCCCUCCAGAGUCGGAGGCUUCGGCAAGCCAACAGCCAGGAGGGGGGGCUGUGGUCCCGGCCCCCUCUCAAUUACUUCCACCUAAUUGCACUGGCAUUAAGAAACAGUUCCCCCUGUGGCCUCAACGUGCAACAGAUCUACAGUUUCACUCGACAACAUUUCCCCUUUUUCCGGACGGCUCCUGAAGGCUGGAAGAAUACCGUGCGUCACAAUCUCUGUUUCCGAGACAGCUUUGAGAAAGUGCCGGUCAGCAUGCAGGGUGGCGCCAGCACACGGUCCCGAUCCUGCCUCUGGAAGUUGACCGACGAGGGACACCGUCGCUUUGCAGAGGAGGCCCGCGCCUUGGCCUCCACUAAGCUGGAAACUAUCCAACAGUGCAUGAGCCAGCCAGAUGUGAUGCCCUCCCUCUUCGACCUUUAGUUCCACAAACCAACCGUCCGCCCAUGCCUUAUUAAAGUUAUCUGCAGC